Dermacentor albipictus is the source of this 816-nucleotide messenger RNA. Lineage: Eukaryota; Metazoa; Arthropoda; Arachnida; Ixodida; Ixodidae. The record is from RefSeq and is a predicted model, not a curated record.
AUGUAUCAUCCCGACCAGACGGGCUUCCGUCAUACUCUCAACUUCAUCCAUUUGCGACAGGCGUACGGUGAGCAAGUGAUCACUGAAAUUCGCCGGUUCGUCUCACUGACUACGCGCAUUCUGGCAUUCAACGGGCAUCUGACGUUCAACCUUGCCUGCAAGUCCCAUGGUUUGAUCCCGCGCUCGCUACGUCUUCACAGACCCGUGUCGACGAGAUUUGGACUAAGCGUGAUUUCCAAGGCAGAACGGCAUCUGUUGCAAGCGAGGAUCAUGGACUGCAGGGACCAAGUACGAAGACUUAGGAAUGAUGCUUUCUUUUCUCGGCGGCGUCUCGAGGAUCACUGCCCAGAAGAGAUGGCGCGCAUACAACUGCAUGCAAAUUUUCAAGCCAAUCUUCGCGCUCGGAAAGAUGAGCAAUGCCACGACAGGAAGUUCGAAAGGCUGCAGCAGUGCCGCACAGCACGUCCGCCAAGUGCCCUCAAAAACUCUGUGUACAACUUGUCCACAUACCAGCCUGACGGCUACGAAAUGGCAGUCCUAAGUCUCGGUCUGAACUUCAACACGGGACCUGCAACGGACACGAAGAAAGUAAUUUGCGCCGCUGAGCGCGCUGUGAACUUGGUCGACCAAUCCCGCCGUGAGGAGGCUCGCACACGCGUUGUAAGCGUAUUGUCGAAGUUGCACGCCCAACCCACCGUGGACACCUUGUGCAAGCAAGAACGUGAUGCCAUCAAGAGGCUGCAGGAGAAUCGGGAUAUAGUCGUACUUCCCGCCGACAAGGGGAACGCUACCGUCCUUCUAGACAGGAGCAAAUAA